CGUCAGAGUUCUUAUGGCAGUCAAUCUACUUUGGCGUCCCGUCCCCUCGGGUAGAAUGCCCGUGUGAGGAGGCUGUGGGAUACCAUCCCGUGUCUCUAGCCCAUGACAAGCUGCUGCGCUGAGGACACUGCCAGUCAGGUAAUCGAUUGCCCCGGCGGCUCAUUCAUUUGUGCCGGGCAGGCUGGCGUCUCCCGCCUUGUACUUAUAUUUGGAACGCAAGGGCCGGGCCCAAUGACAUUUUGUAACUCUUUUCAGUAGAUCCUAUGGACCCAUCGAGACGAUGAGCUAGACUGAUAGGUUCAGAAGAACUGAUCAAUGGUAUCUCCUUCCACAGGCCGCCAUGAAACCCAGUCUAAGCGUUCCGAAGUUGUUGUCGUUGACUUUCUUCGUGCUUCUGCUGACUUUGACAAGUGGCGAUGCGAUCCGGCUGUGGGAUCCCUCAGCUCGCCGCGAGCCAGCAAAGUCAUUGGGUGCCCAGUCCAGGCAAUGCUCGACGAAUGCAGAGUGUUUGCGUCUUGGCAGCCCUAUCCGAAAGCAAGACGUUACUGGAGGAGCCAAGGUACAUAAGCGGGCUUCUGUCACGAUGACGACUGGCACUACCACUACACUCAGUCCGAAACCCACGCCAAGCAAGUUCUCUACAUCUAUCGCAGUAUUUGCUUCCUACAACAGUUCUUUUUUGGGAUACAUCUCUAGGUCCAACGUCGCCCCGGACGGUGUGCUCCUCCCAUUCUUCUCUGGUUUCGAUGUAAGCGAUUACCGAAGCGCUCCGUCAUUCCCAUCUGACGGUGGGUCACAGGAUUCUCAAUAUCUCCAAGUGAUAGUAGACGUGACGCCGCAUGAGACUACCUAUGGUCAUAACAUCACUUUCCCGUGGAGUGGUACCCCUCCGGCUUAUUUCCUCUGUGCUUUCAUGUACGCGAUUGCGAGAACGAGAGAUAUUAAUCAACCAUACGCCCAAGCUUAUCUUAGCGCCUGCAAUUCGCAGGGUAUUGGUACGACCCAGGCCGGUUCUCCCCCGGCUCUCGGAGAGAACGCAAUAUGGACCAUCGACGGCACUUCCGGGGAGCUUUCAGCCGUAUGGGAGCAGCCGAGUGGGGAGCUCUUACCCCUGACAUGUUACUAUGAUCCGGGUAUUCCGACCGCGGGUGUUCCACCCUCAUUCGUCUUUGUGAAUGGCGAAGACAUCUACGGAAAUAACGGCGCUUUCAAAAUAGUCAGCAUCUUCUCCCAGCGUGAAUUACUGGGCCGCCGUUGAUUACCAACCUCACAGAGACUGUUCUUGCCUAUUGAUAAGCGAUGUCGACCGCAACUGUGCUCGAUCAAAUCUAUGCCAGGGUAAUCAAGUCAACAAGCUGAAUGGGGUCGGGCGGCGUGGCGGCGCGACGAGGUGCUCCCCACGCGGCUGAAAGCUCUGGCGAAUGAGCGCUACGGUCUCUUGCAAUGCGUGAUGCAGAACCGGCGAGAGCGUAGAGCUGCGUGGAUUAUCUCACGUCGUGGUACUCCGGCCUCACAUUCCAUACUGUAUUAGUAGUCAUGCAAUCAUGCAUAUAUAGCCUAU
This is a messenger RNA of Kockovaella imperatae, 1561 nucleotides long. RefSeq lists its product as hypothetical. Lineage: Eukaryota; Fungi; Basidiomycota; Tremellomycetes; Tremellales; Cuniculitremaceae. The record is from RefSeq and is a predicted model, not a curated record. The coding region runs from base 341 to 1258 and encodes 305 amino acids. The transcript is spliced from 4 exons.